Messenger RNA from Purpureocillium lilacinum, 1026 nucleotides. RefSeq lists its product as uncharacterized. Gene Ontology annotation, cellular component: mitochondrion. Gene Ontology annotation, molecular function: NADP binding; NAD binding; 3-hydroxyisobutyrate dehydrogenase activity. The record is from RefSeq and is a predicted model, not a curated record. Gene Ontology annotation, biological process: L-valine catabolic process. NCBI's taxonomy places the organism in Eukaryota, Fungi, Ascomycota, Sordariomycetes, Hypocreales, Ophiocordycipitaceae.
AUGUCGACACACAGCUCGCCCUCCUCGCCGGCCGACACGGUCGCCUUUGUCGGCCUCGGUGUGAUGGGCUACCCCAUGGCAAUGAACCUUGUCAAAGGACUCGGCCCAAAAAAGUCGUUCCUGAUCUGUGAUGUAAAUGAGGACUCCCUUGAGCGUUUCCAGACAGAAUCGAAAGGCAGAGCAUCCGUGACGAUCGUGGCGAAUGGCUUCGAGGCUGCACGAGCUGCGAAUACAAUCAUUACCAUGCUGCCGAGCCCGGCCGCAGUCAGAUCUGUUUAUCUUGAUGACGACAAUGGUAUAUUGGCCGGCGCCAUCGCAGCCAGCCAGCAUCGUGAUCCUGAAACAAAACUGAUCAUGGAGUGCGGAACCAUCGAGAACGCUACCAUCAAUGCCGUUGCCAAGGCCUCCGAGGAGCUUUCCGCCAACAGACUUUCCAACACGCUGACUUUUGUCGACGCCCCAGUUUCGGGUGGUCCGAUGGGUGCCAUAGCAGGCAGUCUGACUUUCAUGGUUGGAUGUCCGUCCGCCACCUCGGAACGUGUCUUCCCCAUGGUCAAGUCGUACCUGCAACACAUGGGCAACGCAGAUGGCAUCUUUCUGUGCGGUGGCGUUGGCGCAGGUACAGCCUUCAAAGUAAUCAACAACUAUUUGAGCGCCAUCACGUCGCUGGCAGCAUCGGAAGCGCUCAACAUUGGCGUCAAGGCUGGACUGGAUCCGAAGCUGCUGACGGACGUGAUGAAUGCAAGUAGCGGACAGUGCUGGGUAACAAGCAAAAGCAAUCCCGUUCCGGGCGUCCAGCCCAAUGUGCCCAGCACGAAUGGGUAUGAAGGCGGGUUCAGGAUAGAGCUGUGCUCCAAAGUGCUGAGCAUGGGCACAAAGCUUGCAAACGAAGUCGGCGCGAGGACAAUCCUUGAUGGCCCGACGCAAACCGCCUUCGAAGAAGUGAUGAAAGAUGAGAGAUACAGGGGGAAGGACGCGAGAGUCGUGUAUAAGUGGCUGAACGAGAGUGACACGGUCGACAGAUGA